Molecule: messenger RNA, 1230 nt
Organism: Microsporum canis CBS 113480
Lineage: Eukaryota; Fungi; Ascomycota; Eurotiomycetes; Onygenales; Arthrodermataceae
Exons: 3
Coding region: 1-1230 (409 amino acids)
Molecular function (GO): protein binding
Source: RefSeq, a predicted model, not a curated record
AUGGAACUUACCUUCAUCACUAUCCACGGCAAGUAUCAAUCCGUUCCCCCUAUUGCUUCUGCGAUAGAAGAUAUCCUUGGCUACCUCCCUCCAGAGGUGCUGCACAGGCCGAUAUGGGAGUUCUUUCACCCCGACGAGCUCUCACAGGCGCGUACAAUCUACUCGCGCUCUGUCAGACAUGAUAAGGCCGCGGGGCUGAACUAUUUUCGUGUCAGACAUAAACAAGGCCACUGGGUUGCAUGCGAGUGUGUCUUUACUAUAGUCUGCGAUGUGUUGGUCGCCAGCACCAGUGUCUACCGUCGCGGCAAGAGGAGCCAGAUGCGCGCUGCCGAAGCUCCCAUUGUGCGCCGGCUAUUUGCAUCUUCUUCCCGCGACCCACGCUACCAUAUGCUAAGCUGCAUGUCCACGAAGUUCAAGCCCUCCCCAUCACCAGGCAGUUCGUCUCCAAAUGGUUUGCAUGAGCCACGCGCUGCGCUAUUUCUUAAUCGUUUCACACGCUCUGCUGCUGUGAUAUACGCUACGCCUAGCAUUACCAACGUACUAGGUGUACCACCCUCUGCACUUAUCUCGACGAGCUUCUACUACUGCAUCGAGGAAUGCUGCCUUCCACAAGCCAUCCAAUGUCUUGAAAGCGCAAAGGCAAACGAUUCAAUUGCGUACUUGCGCUUCUGGUUCCGAAAUCCAACGGACCAGCGCCAUACACACGCCUAUCCAGAACGGCGUAGAAGACACACCAAUGCAGAGACGAACACGAAUGACUGCUAUUACCCCUCUCCAUCUCACUCACAGCCAGCAGGCGGGCCAGGGCCAGGGUCGACAAUAGAAACCCCCUCUCCUCAUGACGGCGCACAGUCGACAUCGCAACAGCAACUCCCAUGCCAGCGACCGUCGACAUCGUGCUCGACGUCCCCCCGCCCUCCCAUCGAGCUUGAAGCGAUCGUCUCAUGUUCUUCGGACGGACUGGUGGUGAUUAUCCGACGCGCAAGACCACCCAUACCCGGCUCUGUGAAACAUCCUGGCCACCCAAUCUACGGCCGGGGUAUGUCUCCUCCGUCGCCUAUACGGUCAAACUCCGAUGAGAAGUCUGUAUAUGCGAUAGGAUCCCCCAGCGACUCCAGCACCGACACCGAAACGGGCGAACAUCGCCAGCGCGGCGUCAAGAGAUUAGCGCCAGGCGGCCCCGAGGCAGAGGCGCUGAUGAAUACGAUCCGCAAGGCAAUGCACACUUAG